GCCCGCAUGUGCACCUCGUGGAGCACAACUCUUGCGGCGGAAGCUCUCAAUGUGGAGAGCUCUGUGUUAAACUUUAAUUAGCGCAGUAACAACUAUUUCAGAAUGUUAGUGUUGUUUGAAACCGCCGCCGGCUAUGCCAUUUUUAAGGUUCUUGAUGAGCAGAAACUCCAGCAGGUGGAUAGCCUGUGGAAGGAGUUUGAGACGCCAGAAAAAGCCAACAAAGUAGUGAAGCUGAAGCACUUUGAGAAGUUCCAGGACACCACAGAAGCUCUUGCAGCGAUCACGGCGAUGGUGGAGGGGAAACUUGGGAAGAGCCUGAAGAAGAUUCUCAAGAAGGUUGUGGCCAAAGAGGCUCAUGAACAGCUGGCCAUCACCGAUGCUAAACUCGGAGGAGUCAUCAAGGAUAAGAUGAACCUGAGCUGUGUGCACAGUCCCGCUGUGGCCGAGCUCAUGAGGGGCAUCAGGAAUCAGAUGGAGGGGCUCAUCACAGGUCUGCCCGCCAGAGAGAUCAGCGCCAUGUCUCUCGGUUUGGCACACAGUCUCUCACGGUACAAGCUGAAGUUCAGUCCAGACAAGGUGGACACCAUGAUCGUCCAAGCUAUCUCACUGCUGGAUGAUCUGGAUAAAGAGCUCAAUAACUACAUCAUGCGCUGUCGGGAAUGGUACGGCUGGCACUUCCCAGAACUCGGCAAGAUCAUCACAGAUAACCUGGCGUACUGCAAUAGCGUCCGCAAGAUUGGUGAUCGCACAAACGUGAGCUCGACAGACCUGUCUGAUAUUCUGCCAGAGGAGAUCGAGGCGGAGGUGAAACUUGCAGCAGAGAUCUCCAUGGGAACAGAGGUGUCCGAGGAGGACAUCGCCAACAUCAUGCACCUGUGUGACCAGGUGAUUGAAAUCUCAGAUUAUCGCUUGCAGCUCUACGAUUAUCUGAAGAACCGUAUGAUGGCUAUUGCGCCCAAUCUGACGGUCAUGGUGGGAGAGUUGGUGGGAGCCCGUCUCAUAUCUCAUGCAGGAUCCCUGCUGAACUUGGCCAAGCACCCGGCAUCCACCGUACAGAUCCUCGGUGCUGAGAAAGCUCUCUUCCGCGCUCUGAAAACCCGCCGUGAUACGCCCAAAUACGGUCUCAUCUACCACGCCUCUCUGGUGGGCCAGACCACAGCCAAGAACAAGGGUAAGAUCUCCAGAAUGCUGGCUGCAAAAACAGCCCUGGCCAUCCGUUACGACGCCCUGGGAGAAGACUCCAGCGUCGAGAUGGCCGUGGAGAACAGAGCCAAGUUGGAGGCCCGGUUACGCUACCUGGAGGAGAAAGGGAUCAGACGCAUCAGUGGAUCCGGCAAAGCUUUGGCAAAAACGGAUAAAUAUCAACACAAGAGUGAUGUAAAAAUAUACGACCCGUCCGGCGACUCGACGAUUCCUUCAAAGAAGAGGAAGAUUGAAGAGGUAGAGGAAGGGGACGAGGAAGAGAAGCCCAUAGAGACCAAAGCCAAGAAAGUCAAGAGAGAAACCCCACAAGCAGAAGCCCCCGCGGAAACAGAGACGCCGAAGAAGAAAAAGAAAAAGCAGAAGAGGAAAGCGGAGGAGGAACCCAAAGAGGAGGAGGAGGAGACGGCUGUCAGUACGGCGGAGGUGACGUCCGAAAAAAAGAAAAAGAAGGAAAAGCGAGCGGCCGAGGAGGAGCUGAAAGAGGAGGCAGAGGAGCCGGCAGAAGAGACGCCAGAAAAGAAGAAGAAAAAGAAGAAAAAGGUUAAAGAUGAGGACGAGUAGAAUGAACGGGACUUUUUUAAAACAAUUAUUUUUCUUUAAGAACUGAACUUGUAUAUAAAAUGUUUUAUAGUGUUUCUGGACAUCAUGUCGCAUCUCGUUUUGUGUUUCAAGCCAACUCGACAGUUUCUGCAGACUGUGAACUGAUUUGUUUCGUCUUGUCUUUUGCUCGAUUCGAAAGAGAAAAAACAAGAUUUCUCUUUUCUUACUUUUUCUGUGAGCUUUGUGUUAAACUUGACCAGAUCAUACAGUUACGUUUGUUUGUUUAUUUUAAUAGACAAAUGUUUUUAGUUUAAAGCCAGUAUGUGGUCGUAUUAUAAAAAGAAAUGACUGCGAGGAGCGAGAUCUGUGACGUAAGAAUGAGUUGUUUGUGUCUCAGGAUUAUUAAAAACUAUGUCUCUGUAUUCCUGCAAGUGGGCUCUUUUACUCCGUUUUGCUCUGAAACACUAUUUAGGGAUUUUUCAUUGUCAACACGUGAUUACAAAGUGUAACAUUGAUUUGUAGUUUAGAAACAUGUUGCUGGGAUAUCAGCCAUUGAACUUUGCUCAUCUGUGAUCAUGCACUUGGUCUGUUUUCAUUAAAAAGAGUUUGUUUUGAA
This is a messenger RNA of Triplophysa rosa, 2359 nucleotides long. RefSeq names its product NOP58 ribonucleoprotein homolog (yeast) (gene nop58). Gene Ontology annotation, molecular function: snoRNA binding. The record is from RefSeq and is a predicted model, not a curated record. Lineage: Eukaryota; Metazoa; Chordata; Actinopteri; Cypriniformes; Nemacheilidae. The transcript is spliced from 15 exons. Gene Ontology annotation, cellular component: box C/D methylation guide snoRNP complex; small-subunit processome. Bases 103 to 1764 code for a protein of 553 amino acids.